CUACGGUUGAAUGCACUGCGCAGUGCGCCGGCUGUGGAGCGGAAUGCCUGCGAGGAAGGGAGUACUGCAUCCAAUUUUCGAACUUGCUAAGGGAAGCAAUCUAGUAAACUGUGCAGUACCUACCUUGGUGAUCUGGUUGAGCGGACCAUCGUUGUCUUUCGCCCUUCUGUGGUGAGGUGUCCCUGAGUCCGCCAUGGCGCUCAGUGCUGCGGCAACGGCUGCCCGGAUCUCCUCCGCCGCCUUUGCAUCUACGAGUGCCCAGGCGAGCUUGUUGGAUGGCAGCUCUUGCCCGGCCUCUCCGCUGCUUGGCUCCCGCCGGGGCCCUGUCUCCUCGCAAAUGUUCUUGGGCCAGAUCUGCCAGCUGAAGCGCAGUGGACAGGUUGGUCAGCUCAGCGGGCAGCGUCGCUCUGGUGGUGUGCGCGCCGCGGUGGCUCCCCUCACCCCCACCGCUGUGGAGGGCUUCACUCAGAUUGGGGAGCCCGUCCCGGACAACAUCUCCAUGUCCGAUGUCCUUAAAACGCUGCCUAAAGAAGUGUUUGAGAUCAAUGAGUGGAAGAGCUGGCGCGCGGUGGCCGUGACCAUCCCCGCGGUGGCCCUGGGGUAUGCCGCCCUGGCGGUGGCCCCCUGGUACCUGCUGCCGGCGGUCUACGCCUACAUCAGCGCUGCAGUCACGGGCCUCUUUGUCAUUGGCCACGAUGCAGGGCACAACACUUUCUCCAAGAACCAGCUUGUAAAUGACGUUGUGGGAACGCUGGUGUUUGCCCCCCUGGUCUAUCCCUUUGAGCCGUGGCGCAUCAAGCACAACACGCACCAUGCCCACACCAACAAGCUCAAGAUUGACACCGCGUGGCAGCCUUUCACUCCCGCUCAGUUUGACAAAGGUGGCCCUGUUGCGCGCUUCCUGAUGCGCGCUGCAAUGGGCCCUGCGUGGUGGCUAGCCAGCAUCGGCCAUCAGCUGAUCUGGCAUUACGAUGUGAGCAAGUAUCGCGCCGCGGAGCAGGGCAAGGUGAAGAUCAGCUUGGCUGCUGUGGCGGCCUUCACCGCCGGCGUGCUGGUCCCGCUGCUCGUCACGCAAGGGCCCAUUGCCUUUGUCAAGUGGUGGCUGAUGCCGUGGCUGGGCUUCCACUUCUGGAUGUCCACCUUCACGCUGGUGCACCACACAGCCCCGCACAUCCCGUUCAAGCACGCGCGCGAGUGGGACCAGGUCAAGGCGCAGCUGGGCGGGACGGUGCACUGCGAGUACCCGCGAUGGGUUGAGGUGCUGUGCCACGACAUCAGCGUGCACGUGCCGCACCACCUGUCCACCAAGAUCCCCCACUACAACCUGCGGAAGGCGUACGCUGCAAUUGAGGAGCACUGGGGCCAAUAUGUGAACAAGGCGCGCUUCGGGGUACCGCUCAUGAAGACGGUGGUGAGCCAGUGCAACCUGUUCGACCACGACAAGAAGGAGUGGGUCAAGUUCGACCCGUUGGCGCGCGCCCAAGCGUAGGCUACGCACACCACACUGCCGGCUGCCGCACCCGAGGGCAGCAAGCGCGUGUUGAUCACGUCGAUUCAAGUGUGCCACCUAGUAUGUGCGCACAGCAUACAUUGCGGGUCAAAUGAUAUUGAUUCUUUGAAGUCGACAUGGUCCAUGCAUCCUCGUUGAUAGUCAGUGGACCACCGGGUCAGGCGCAAGUUGAUACUAUUUGACCUGAAUUCGAUCUCGACUCCGUCGUUGAGCACUUUCGUUUGUAGACUUGUACAGUAAGCAGAACAACCUCACAAAGUAGCUUUGCUAGCUUGUUCUGAGAGACAACGGAUGAGGUCCAGGGAGUCCGCAAAUCUGUAUGCCUUGAUGUACCCAAUCUUCUGCAUGCAAUUGUUGUUGAUAUACGAUCCUCUGUAUGCAGUUGUCGCAUUCAGGCGGCACUAGCGUUGAAGCAUAAUAUCCGAACUACUCGUUUUUCUCCUCACUGGAAGAUGCUUUACACGACAGUCUGUCAUGAGCGAUAAUUUUAAUACCCCCGUGAAG
Molecule: messenger RNA, 2014 nt
Organism: Klebsormidium nitens
Lineage: Eukaryota; Viridiplantae; Streptophyta; Klebsormidiophyceae; Klebsormidiales; Klebsormidiaceae
Source: the annotation of a GenBank genome assembly